Messenger RNA from Glarea lozoyensis ATCC 20868, 483 nucleotides. RefSeq lists its product as uncharacterized. The coding region runs from base 1 to 483 and encodes 160 amino acids. The record is from RefSeq and is a predicted model, not a curated record. NCBI's taxonomy places the organism in Eukaryota, Fungi, Ascomycota, Leotiomycetes, Helotiales, Helotiaceae. The transcript is spliced from 2 exons.
AUGUCGCCAGAAACUCUAGCCUUUCUGCGGCUUCUGCCCGUAUUGAGCUCGACGGCGAUCCUCAUGUUCGCGUUCGAUGAAUACCUGUUCCUAUCACGUUUCAUGAACCCGACGUAUCGAAAUGAAUCCAACGCCUUUCUCGCGAAAUGGUUCACCCAAUGGCUCGCCAAAGCGAAAUUCGUAAUCAUAACCCUCUUCCCCUUCUCCCUGGGCACCGCCCUCGCCAACAUCUUCACCUCGCGCUCCGCGCUCCAGGCCGCCGGCGCGGAAAAAUGGUACUGGUGCGGCUUCGCGUUUCAAUUCGCGCAUUUCCUGUUCGCGCCCAUUGCGAUUAAAUUGCUGAAUGAGGUUUGUGAGGAUAAGCCGAAGGGGGAGGUGACGGGGACGAUGGGGAAGUGGUUGAAGAUGCAUUUGGUGAGGUCGGUUGUGGUGGAUGUGGGGGCGUGGGUGUUCUUUAUUGUGGGAAAUGUAAUGGCGAGGUAG